AUGAAUCGUUCCUCAUCCUCGGGCUCACGCGCCCGCCAACCCUCCCAACAACCUACACCCCUCCGUCCCCAGUCCACGCGGCGCCCAUCCUCGCGCCUCAGCCAACCCUCACGCUCCACAUCCUUCGCGCCCUCUCUCCGGCGGCGCACAACAGGUCAAUCGCUCCUAUCCCUCGACCCCGAUCAUGACGACCCAGAGGCUGCAGAAACCACACAUACCGACGCUGCAAUUGUCGAAGAAAUAGCAGAGAUCAAGCGCUACGAAGACUUUACAACCAUAGACUGGGUACAAGAUGCUGCCCGCGAGCAACUUCGACGGAAAGCGCGCCGGCGCGAAAGAGAUAGCAUUGGUGUACGGAACGAUGGCAGGACAGCGAAAGUGUUCCUAGGCAGAGGACAAGGAAAAUGGAGGAGGAAGAUUGCCGAAGCAUACGAUGCAGGCCAAGCGUGGAUUGUUGUUACGCUUGUCGGAGCGGCAAUAGGACUCAACGCUGCGUUUCUCAACAUCGUCACUGAGUGGCUGAGUGACAUCAAGCUGGGACAUUGCACCACGGCUUUCUAUCUCAACGAGAAUUUUUGUUGCUGGGGCGCGGAAGGAGGUUGUCCAGAAUGGAAACGUUGGAGUGGGUUUUGGCCUGCGAACUAUAUCCUUUACAUCCUCUUCGCAGCGCUGUUCUCUUUCACGGCGGCGAGGCUGGUAAAGAGCUUUGCGCCGUAUGCAGCUGGAUCAGGUAUCUCAGAGAUGAAAUGCAUUAUCGCAGGGUUCGUUAUGAAAGGCUUUUUGGGCUUUACCACGCUGUUCAUCAAGUCGAUUGGCUUGCCGCUUGCCAUUGCAUCGGGGCUGUCGGUGGGUAAGGAAGGACCUAGUGUGCAUUAUGCCGUAUGUACGGGCAAUGUGAUUAGUAGGUUCUUCGACAAAUACAGGAGGAAUGCGGCCAAGACGAGGGAGAUUUUAUGUGCGAGUGCGGCGGCGGGCGUAGGUGUAGCGUUUGGAAGUCCGAUUGGAGGCGUGCUUUUCUCUCUCGAGGAGAUGAGCAAUCAAUUUCCACUCAAGACGCUUUGGAGGAGUUAUUUCUGUGCGCUCGUUGCCACGGCUGUCCUUGCUGCUAUGAAUCCCUUCCGAACAGGUCAACUCGUCAUGUUCAACGUCUCCUACGACCGCUCCUGGCACUUCUUCGAGGUCCUUUUCUACCUCAUUAUCGGUGUCUUUGGUGGUCUCUACGGCGCCUUCGUCAUCAAGUGGAAUCUCAAGAUGCAGGUCUUUCGUAAGAAGUACCUCUCUGCUUACCCCAUCACCGAGGCUGUCACGCUUGCUGUCAUCACCGGUGUGAUUUGCUACCCGAACAUGUUCCUAAGGAUUGAUAUGACGGAGAGUAUGGAGAUUUUGUUUCAAGAAUGUGAGGGCGACAAAGGCUAUGACCGGCUUUGUGAUGCAAAUCAUCGCUGGCAUAAUGUUUGGACGCUUGCUAUUGCGACCGUUCUGCGUACGCUUUUGGUUGUCAUAUCGUUUGGGUGUAAGGUGCCGGCUGGUAUCUUCGUACCUAGCAUGGCCAUCGGCGCCGCUUUCGGUCGUAUGGUAGGUAUCUGCGUCCAGGCUCUACACGAGUCUUUCCCUAGUUCUGCUUUCUUUUCGGCUUGCGGUCCCGAUGGAGCAUGUAUCACACCAGGUACCUACGCCUUCCUCGGAGCAGCCGCAGCUCUGAGUGGCAUCAUGCAUAUUACUGUCAGCGUCGUGGUCAUCAUGUUCGAGAUCACAGGCGCAUUGACAUAUAUUCUCCCUACGAUGAUAGUCGUUGGAGUCACAAAAGCAGUAAGCGAACGUUUCGGUCACGGUGGCAUUGCAGACCGCAUGAUCUACCUAAACGGCUACCCGUUUCUCGACAGCAAAGAAGAGCAUACGUUUGGUGUCCCUGUAAGCCAAGUCAUGGCCAGCCGCGUUGUCUGUUUACAAGCCACAGGCAUGGAACUCCGACAAAUGGAACGCAUAAUGAACGAAAAUGCUUACCAGGGCUACCCUAUCGUCGAGGAUAUCAAGACGAAAACCCUAGUCGGCUAUAUUGGCCGUACAGAACUCCGGUACGCCAUCGAUCGCGCGAAGAUCGAACAACAAGCCCCAGGCCACGCAAAAUGCUACUUCACAUCCUCCUCCUCCACCACCAGUGCCCCCAGCUCCCGGGCCACUAGCGGCACAGCUGCAUCAGCACCGAACACGACAUUCGAAUUUAUACCUACCACUUCUUCUCAAACCUCAUUAGACUUUACUCGCUAUAUCGACCCAACGCCACUCUCAGUACACCCCCGCCUUCCCCUCGAAACCGUCAUGGAGCUCUUCAAGAAAAUGGGCCCACGGGUUAUCUUGAUUGAGUACCGCGGCCGUCUAACCGGUCUCGUUACCAUCAAAGAUUGUCUCAAGUACCAAUUUAAAGUUGAGGCUGGAGGACAUGGUGCUGGUGGAACGGGGAAUGGCGAUGAGGGGAUGGAGAAAUUAGCGGGGUGGGGAGGGCGGUGGUCAACUGGGGGAGGAGGAGAGUUGGGCUGA
Molecule: messenger RNA, 2538 nt
Organism: Alternaria atra
Lineage: Eukaryota; Fungi; Ascomycota; Dothideomycetes; Pleosporales; Pleosporaceae
Exons: 2
Coding region: 1-2538 (845 amino acids)
Biological process (GO): intracellular copper ion homeostasis; chloride transport; transmembrane transport
Cellular component (GO): endoplasmic reticulum; membrane; Golgi apparatus
Molecular function (GO): voltage-gated chloride channel activity
Source: RefSeq, a predicted model, not a curated record